This is a messenger RNA of Panicum virgatum (switchgrass), 1978 nucleotides long. RefSeq names its product aluminum-activated malate transporter 10-like. Gene Ontology annotation, biological process: malate transport. The record is from RefSeq and is a predicted model, not a curated record. The transcript has 3 exons. Gene Ontology annotation, cellular component: plant-type vacuole membrane. NCBI's taxonomy places the organism in Eukaryota, Viridiplantae, Streptophyta, Magnoliopsida, Poales, Poaceae. The coding region runs from base 61 to 1572 and encodes 503 amino acids.
AUCCUCUUGCAUUGCUAGGCUGCUAGCUAGUUGCUACACUCUUCAGUGAGACCGCAGGACAUGGAAAUGGCUACGGUGAAGGGGGCGCAGGACGGGCCUGGUGCCCCGGCGGAGUGUCGGGUGACGGUGCCGGAGGGCGCGUCGGUGGCGGUGGAGCACGAGGCCAGCCGGGGCGCGCGGACGUGGGCGGCGUGGGUAGCCUCGCGCGCGCUCGCGUUCAGGGACAUGGUGCUCGGGCUCGGCGAGCGGGUCUGGACGAUCGGCGCCGACGACCCCAGGCGGGCGGUGCACGGCCUCAAGGUGGGGCUUGCCCUCGCGCUGGUCUCCGUGUUCUACUACACCAGGCCCCUCUACGACGGCGUCGGCGGCGCGGCCAUGUGGGCCGUACUGACGGUCGUCGUCGUCUUCGAGUACACCGUCGGUGGCUGCGUGUACAAGGGAUUGAACCGAGCCAUCGCCACGGCCAGCGCCGCCGUGGUCGCGCUUGGCGUGCACUGGAUCGCCAGCAAGUCCGGCGACAAGUUCGAGCCGUUCAUCCGCAGUGGCUCCGUCUUUCUGCUUGCGGCGAUGGCGACCUUCUCGCGCUUCAUCCCGACGGUGAAGGCGCGGUUCGACUACGGCGUCACCAUAUUCAUCCUCACCUACAGCCUGGUGGCGGUGUCGGGGUACCGCGUGGGCGCGGUGGCGGCGAUGGCGCAGCAGCGAAUGUGGACCAUCUCCAUCGGCGUCUCCAUCUGCUUCGCCACCUGCGCGCUCAUCUGCCCCGUGUGGGCCGGCCAGGAGCUGCACCGCGCCACCGCGCGCAACAUGGAGAGGCUCGCGGGCGCCGUCGAGGCCUGCGUCGAGGACUACUUUGCCGCCGCGGGGACUAGCGGCAGCAAGCAGCCGUCCUCCAAGGCCGAGGGGUACAGGUGCGUGCUCAACUCCAAGGCGUUCGAGGACUCGCAGGCCAACCUGGCGCGGUGGGAGCCCCCGCACGGCAGGUUCGGCUUCCGCCACCCGUACGGCCAGUACAGGAACGUUGGCGCCGCCAUGCGACACUGCGCCUACUGCGUGGAGGCCCUGGUCGGCUGCGUCCGGUUGGCGGAGACCCAGGCGGCGGCGGCGCCCGGGCACGCCAGGCGGCACCUCGCCGACGCGUGCACGCGGGUGGCGGCGCUGUGCGCCAGGGUGCUCAGGGAGGCGUCGGCCUCCGUCAGCGCGAUGACCACGUCGAAGAUCCUCGACCUCGCCGUGGCGGACCUGAACGCCGCCGUGCAGGAGCUGCAGGCCGACAUGAGGGCGCUCCCGUCCACGCUGCUGCUGGCCGAGGCGGGGUCGGCGGAGCCCGCGGCGUCUACGGCGCCGCUGACCAUGGACGCGGCGCAGCUGUUCGCGGUCACCUCGCUGCUGAUAGAGGUGUCCGCCAGGAUCGAGGGCAUUGUGGACGCCGUCAACACGCUGGCGAGCCUCGCGAACUUCAAGUCAUCAGCAGAUGAAGAAAAGCCUUUAGAGUCCGCGACUAGGCGCAACGCAACCCGUGAUCAGCCCGGACUCGGAAUAGUCGUCGGGAGGGAACAGGAGGAUAGAUGAAGGCGCCUGAUCAGUCAGGCUCUGACUUCUGACCACCAGAAUCAAUUCGACGAGACUCGAAGAUGACUCAAGCCGGCCGGCCUGGCAGAUUAUCAUCCUGGCCCAAUCCGAUGAGGACAUGAGGCUCGUGGGUUUGACAAUGCAGUAACAUCCUCUAAGGCCUUGCUUGGAAACAUGAUAAUCCCCUCUAAUCCAUAUGAUUUGGGAGGAGUUCAAGUUCAAGUUACUUUUCAUUUGUAACUCCAAACCAUAUGUAAUUAGGAGGGAACUGAUUGCCUGAUCUAUCCAAACAAGCCCGGAGCCCUCAUUGUUCCGGCCUAUCCAAACAAGCCCUACCUCGUGGGAUCAUUGGAUCAAGGAAGUGAAGGUGAUUGGGGAAUAAAAAGUUGCGUUGUCGGACCAGUUA